This is a messenger RNA of Pteropus alecto (black flying fox), 2563 nucleotides long. It is a transcript of the gene ELP6, whose product is annotated as elongator acetyltransferase complex subunit 6. Gene Ontology annotation, biological process: tRNA wobble uridine modification. Gene Ontology annotation, cellular component: elongator holoenzyme complex. The transcript is spliced from 7 exons. The record is from RefSeq and is a predicted model, not a curated record. Bases 134 to 964 code for a protein of 276 amino acids. NCBI's taxonomy places the organism in Eukaryota, Metazoa, Chordata, Mammalia, Chiroptera, Pteropodidae.
GCCCAGAACUCGCGUUGCGCGUGCGCGCUCCUUCCGCGUGGUGGUGGUGAUUGCCGUGUGUUGUUCUCCAUCGUCCGUCGCCUCCGCGGCAAUUUUAGCUCCCCGUCCAGGCCUCUCGUCCCUAAGGCUCGGAAUGUUCCCAGAACUUAAUAACCUUCUCAACAUCACCCCUGACAGGGUGGACCAGGGGAAAUUGACUCUACUCUGUGAUGCCAAGACAGAUGGCAGUUUCCUUGUGCACCACUUUCUUUCCUUCUACCUCAAAGCUAAUUGUAAAGUCUGUUUUGUGGCACUCAUCCAGUCUUUCAGCCACUACAAUAUCGUGGGACAGAAGCUGGGUGUCAGCCUGACCACGGCACGGGAACGCGGGCAGCUCGUGUUUUUCGAGGGUCUCAAGUCCUCGGUGGACGUCUUCUUCCGGGUCGAGGGGGAGCCACACCCCCUGCAGUUCCUCAGGGAGGCCAGUGCUGGGAACCUGCGGCCACUGUAUGAGUUUGUGCAGGAGGCUCUGAGGCCCGAGGACAAUGGGGAGGCUGCCUGGAGGUGCCCGGUGCUGCUGGUGGACGACCUCAGUGUGCUGCUGAGCCUGGGCAUGGGGGCGGUGGCCGUGCUGGACUUCAUCCACUACUGCAGAGCCACCGUGUGCUGGAAACUACAGGGAAACAUAGUGGCCCUUGUGCACGACAGCAGAGACACUGAGGAUGAGGAGAACGACAUCCUGUUGAAUGGCCUUAGUCACCAGAGCCACCUGAUCCUGCGGGCCGAAGGCCUGGCCACUGGCUUCUGCAAGGACGUGCAUGGGCAGCAGAUCCUGAGCACAUUGUGUACGGCAGGCCGCUCUCGGCACUGUGGGCAUGAGAGUGGCAAAACAGAUACCUGCCCUCAUGGAGACGACAUUCCCGUGGAGGAGACCGACAGUCAACAGAAUCGAGAAGUAACGUGCAGUUAUGAGUGCUGUAAAUAAAGGCGGAAGGAGGGAGGCCCAUGGCAAGUGAGGAGUGAUGGCUUUUUAGAGUCUACUCCCUGACGUGGGCUCUCUGAGUUCAAGUGUGGGCUCGCCCUCAUUCUGUAAAAUGAAUUUCACCAGCAUUUUAUCAAGCUCUAUAAAAUGUUCUUCAGAGACUUUCGUUGUUUUUUAAAAACUGUAAUUGUAUACUUAAAAAAAAAAAACUAAUGGAGAGAUUAAUACCUCUUAUUAAAUGCUUUUAGUUACUGGAAAAGGGCUUACCUGAUUUUGUUGAUCUUUCUGUGGUGCUUCUGAAAUAGGGAUGCAGUUUUUUUAAUAAAAGUUUUAACAUCCUACAGUUUUUAUAAACUAAUAAUUUUCUGAUGGAGAUUCUUGACUUAUUUUAGAUUUUUUUCCCUUUUUUUUAGAUGUUAACAUCUGCCAAUAAUGAUACCAAGCUUGCUUAUUUUUCCCUUAUAUAACUUUAAUCAGCAUUUUAAAAUUUGUUAAAUAAGAAUGAUGUGAAGGUAUUUAACUUCUCUUUUUAAGGGAAUGGGAAGCAUUUCAUAUAGUAAUUAAUUUUAAAAUGUUAAUGAUCAAAUCAGUUUUAAAAAAUAAGCUUGAAGAGGGAAAAGAGAAAGAAAUGUUCUCUGUCAGCCUCCUGCCCUCAUUUUAAGUUCUUAACCAGCAAUCACUGGGUUUGUGGACUUCAUCGGCUUCAUUGGUGUAAAGCACAAUUUUUCCUGUGUAUGCGAUGAGCAUGGUAACACUUCUCUCUCUGUUGUAUGAGACUUGAGUUCCUCUUACAGUCUCGUCUUACUGUUAUUUGUUGUAUUUUCUGUAACCUGCUGUUCAUGUUAGGCUUGUUAAGAUUUUAAAAUGAAUUAUUAUUGAGAUUUGUUUAUUAUGAUAUGCCAUCUAUAUUUGUGAGUAAAGAUGAUCUGUAAUUGUUUUUUUAUCUGCUAGCCUAGUAAGCUUUACACAUUAGAACAGGAUAUUGUAUCAAGCAUUAUUGAGGAACUUGCUGCCUUUUAUAUGCUUUGAAAUUUUUACUGCUUUUUUUAUUCCAAGUUAGGACUUGCAUUGGUCAAGGUUAGGUAACUUUUUGGAAGUAAUUAAAAUUUUUGUCUUAGUCAUUAGUCUUUAUUUAUAGUUACUUUUUGCGUCAGACUUAGUACUGUUUUUUAAAUUUAUUUUAGGUGAGACAACCCUUGGUUGACCUCAUAGAUUGCAAGGACCUUGUCAGCUUACAAUCCCUUAUUUUUUAUUUUUUACGCCUACAGCACCUGGUCUUCCUAGGUUGUCUCCCAUCCAAGUACUAACCAGGCCUGACCCUGCUUGGCUUCCGAGAUCAGACAAAAUCAGGUGCGUUCAGGGUGGCAUGGCCGUAGACUAUGAGGUAAUAAUAUGUAAAGCCCAUCUCUGACAAGGAGCCAAGUCAUUAGUGCCUCAUGAAUAAUGGCUGCUAGUAUGAUCUGUAGUAACCCUUAUAUUGCCUGUAAGGUUUUGUUCAACUGAAACACCUACUCUAGUUCAGAGAAUGAACUAUUGCCCUCGUCUCCGACACGUGGUAGGAACUUAACAGGUAAUAAAGGCAUUAAAUGAAUAUUAAUACAA